GUUUUGAUUUGAAAACAAUGGUUAAGAGGAAGAAGAAACCAAUUACUAAAAGUGAUUCAUUGAUGGCUGACAUUGAAGUCAAUGAUUUGUUUAGUGAAUUGUUGGCCGAAAAUAAAAGACUUGUUAAUGUAUUGAAUGAAUUGAAAAGUUAUUUGAAAAUAAUUCACAAGAAAUACGAGACAAUGAUUACUGACGAAGAUAUCAAACAGUGGCAGACAUUACAACAAUCAAUGGAUACAACUGUAGAGGAAUACAAUAGUAAUAAUAAUCUAAGAGUUAAGCUGAAGAAUAAAAUUGAUUUGAAUAGGAAAUCAAGUGAUGGAAAACAAUCGGCAAAUAAUGAUAACAACAUUGAUGUCAAUGAAGAAGACACCAAUCAAUUGUCAGUACAAUCUCUGUGUCAGACAACUAUCACCACAAGUGAAGUGUCAAAAACAGAGACAAUUCGUAGAAGUAGUCGUAACACAAAUAGUAAACCAUGCGAUGACUAUCAGAGACGCAGCCGCCAGCCAUACGAUUGCCGACACACUGAUUGUGGCCAACAGUUUAAACUGAAGUCACAGUUAACUCGUCAUUACAGUGAAUAUCAUGCGGACAACGACGACGACACGUCACUUGAGCACACGUGUCACGUGUGCGACAAGACAUUCAAACUGGCGGUUCAAUUGCAACGACACGUGAAUAGACAUGAAAUGAGCCGACGGUCGGCAUACAAGUGCUCGGAAUGCGGCAGAUAUUUCACUACUAAGAGAAAUCUCGAAAGACACCGACAGACUAUACAUUUGAUUGUUAAUGUCGGCCAAACCACUGGUCGUACGCCAGAUACCGAACCCGACAGAUGCCUGACUGAGUUUACUCAGCAAACGUUUGACCCGAAAACACGAAAAUACAUUUGUCCCGACAACGGAUGUGGAUUGCCGUUCAAUACGGCCAGAGGUGUCUACAAUCACUUUAUCGAAACGCACGACACGACCACUACUGACUGUCUACCACUUGAUGAUAAUAAUGAUGUUUGUAGUAGUGAUCGACAACUACUAGUACUGUUGAGGCAAAACAAUUUCGAUGAGUCGACCGAACGAUAUUUGUGUCCAUUUACCGACUGCGACCGUACGUACGCAACAAAUCGUAAUCUUAGUCUUCAUUUUCAAGCGGUUCACUACAAGCCAAACGAUAGACCGUAUGUUUGUCGGGUGGCUGACUGUGGUAAGGGAUUCAAACGCAAGUAUAUACUGAAAGAGCAUAUGAAGACACACGACUCGGAUCGGCCGAAAGCCUACCAGUGCUCGCAUUGUCCGAAAUCCUAUUUCAAAGAGUAUCAGCUAAGACAGCACAUGAGUUUCAGACAUCUGAACGAACGUAUACUAAAGUGUGCGAUCAAUGGUUGCGACGAAUGGUUUGGUACAACACAUCAGCGGGCAGUUCACCGACAGUCGGCCCACAACAUGAACUAUGCAUUGAAAUAUCCAACUGAUCGGCACCGAUGCCAGUGGCCUGGCUGUGACUUUACCGGUAACUGUUUGGCAGUUAUACGUUAUCAUACCCGUAUACAUACUGGUGAACGGCCGUACGGGUGUCAGUGGCCAGAGUGUGACAAACGAUUUCGGACUAAAAAAGACUACAAUCGUCAUUAUGUUUGUCAUGAAAAUCUGAAACCCUAUAUCUGCCAGUGGCCCGGUUGUGACUAUCGGGGCAAUUGUAGUGCCAAUCUAGUGGUCCACAAAAAGAUACAUCAAAGACAACAACAACACCUAUCAAGUGAUACUACAAUUAUGACAACAAUUAUCAAUCAAUAGUUAGAAUUAGAAAUAAUAAAAUUUUAUAAAUGUAUUAACCUAUUAAUAUAACUUCAAAAAAAAGUAUUCAAAUUAUGUACAAAAUAUUUCAAAUAACUU
Molecule: messenger RNA, 1892 nt
Organism: Oppia nitens
Lineage: Eukaryota; Metazoa; Arthropoda; Arachnida; Sarcoptiformes; Oppiidae
Product: endothelial zinc finger protein induced by tumor necrosis factor alpha-like
Exons: 1
Coding region: 18-1793 (591 amino acids)
Biological process (GO): regulation of transcription by RNA polymerase II
Molecular function (GO): DNA-binding transcription factor activity; RNA polymerase II cis-regulatory region sequence-specific DNA binding
Source: RefSeq, a predicted model, not a curated record